Messenger RNA from Podarcis muralis (Common wall lizard), 2923 nucleotides. It is a transcript of the gene SERINC4, whose product is annotated as serine incorporator 4. NCBI's taxonomy places the organism in Eukaryota, Metazoa, Chordata, Lepidosauria, Squamata, Lacertidae. The record is from RefSeq and is a predicted model, not a curated record. Gene Ontology annotation, cellular component: membrane.
GUUUCUGGGCACUUUCAAAGGCAGCCCAACGCAGAGUAUGUUAACAGUAAUCCACACAGGGAUGCAACUAAAGUGUGCGCCGCUAUGGCCAGAUCAGUUUUAGUUCCCUGAUGGAAGCCCUGCCCAGUCUCUGGCAGCCAAAAGAGGCCAGUAGUCCUGCAUGGCUGAAGGCUGGUGGAGUCCUCUGCCUGCCUGCCACCCUCCCUGCCCUUGGAGCAGGUUAACAGAGGCUCCCUUGCCAGGCAAGGCCCUGGCGAGGGAGCUUCUGUGGCUGCUACUUUGCUCCCUGGGGGGACCUGAGGUGAGAAGGCUCCUGUCCCUUCCAUCUUGCAACAACAGCCUGAGAUUCACCUAACCCAACGGAACGGCUAAGCUCUCUAUUUCUGCCGGGUAAGAGGGUUAAAGAGGCAGAUUUGGCUCCUGACAUAAUCAGGCAGAAAGGCAAGUGGAGGGGAAAGGAGCACCAUCCCCCCACCCCAGGAAGGCCAAUCGCUGGUCCCAAGGAUCAAAGGUGGAGGCAGCGGGUUGCCAGUUGGCCAAUCUCAGCCUCUCAGCUAAUUGGCUUUCUCUUUGCAACCGCUUUCUGGAGAGCAGGCUCCACCUGGUCCCAGGGAUGCGCUGCUGAGCAAAGGGCUGGGCCCACGGAGCCAGGAGCAGAUGACUGGGGGACGAGGGCAGGACGUCCAGCCGUUCCCUUGGGGAGCUGGGGGCACCGGGAACAGAGGAGGAGGGAUGGUGCCAGGCUACUGCAAGGCCCAGAUUUGCUGCUGCUGCGGCCCAGCCCCUUGCACCUUGUGCUGCCCCUGCUGCCCCGGCAUCAAGGUCUCGACGGGGACCCGGCUCCUCUACAUGCUCUUCCACAUCCUGGCUUGUGCCAGCUGCUGCUUCAUGCUCUCCCGCACUGUGGCCGAAGCCAUCAAGGAGAACGUGCCUUUCUACGCAGUGCUGUGUGAACACCUUCCUGGGGGCAGUGACUGCGACAUCCUGGUGGGCUACUCAGCCGUCUACAGGGUCUGCUUUGGCACCGCCUGCUUCUACCUGGGCCAGGCAGCCUUCUUGGUCAACAUCAAGUCCAGCAGCAACGUCCGCGCCCUCUUGCACAAUGGGUUCUGGUUCCUGAAGCUCCUCAUCCUUGUGGGGCUCUGCGCAGCCGCCUUCUUCAUCCAAGACCAGCGCUUCCUCCGAGCCUGGCACUUGGUUGGUGUCUGCGGAGGCUUUGCCUUCAUCCUGGUCCAGCUGGUGCUGAUCACAGCCUUUGCCCACACCUGGAACAAGAACUGGCUGACAGGCGCCUCCACGGACAAGCGCUGGUACCUGGCUAUCUUCCUGGCCACACUGGGCUUCUACACCAUAGCCUCCACCGCUUACACUUUCCUGUACAAAUUCUACACCCACCCAGGCGGUUGUUUCCUCAACAAGGGGCUGCUGGCCUUCAACGGUGCCCUGUGCCUCCUCAUGUCCUUCAUCUCCAUCACCCCCUGCGUCCGCCUGCGACAGCCAAGCUCCAGCCCCUUACAGGCCUCCAUCAUCUGCUGCUACGUCAUGUACCUGACCUUCUCCGCCCUGUCCAGCCGGCCACCAGAGAAAGUGCAGUACAAGGGGCAGAAUCUCACCAUCUGCUUCCCCAGUGUGAGCAAGGACGGGAUGCAGACUGAGGACACAACGGUGGCUAUCCUGGGGGCUGGGGUCAUGUACGCCUGCGUCCUCUUUGCCUGCAAUGAAGCAUCAAUGCUCGCUGAGCUGUUUGGACCUCUGUGGAUGGUCAGGAUCUACAGCUUUGAGUUUAAGAAGGCGUCCUGUUUCUUUUGUUGCCCUGAUAAGAUGGAAGAGGAGGUAGCAGGGCAGAGAGGUGAGCAGGAAGGGUCCCCAGUGGAGCAGCAGAUUGUGCACGGCGACCCUGUGGUCUACAGCUACUCCACCUUCCACUUUGUCUUCUUCUUGGCCUCGCUGUACGUCAUGAUGACUCUCACCAACUGGUUCAGCUAUGAAAAUGCGGUGCUAGAGACCACCUUCACUCACGGCAGCUGGUCCACCUUCUGGGUUAAGGUCUCUUCAGGCUGGGCCUGUGUCCUUCUCUACCUCUGGCUUCUGCUGGGCCCGCUCUGCCUCCCAGGCUCACGCCAACGCAACAACACCUCCCUGCGUGUCUUCCGGCGUCAGCGGCGCAACCUUCACCGCAUCAGUGUUGCUACGUAGCUGCUGCUGCCGCCACUGCCAAAAGGGCCUGGAGGCUCUUUUGCUUUUGCCACAGCCUGCCGUGGGCUCAGCCGCCUGCCACGAUCACCAAAGGCCGGUGCCAAGAGACCCACCUGGUGCCAAGAGACCAGGCCUGGUCCGAAGACUGCCUGCCACUGGGUGCUGCAUGUGAAGGCCGCCCACGAUGCCACAUCUCAGUUCUGGCCACGGCAUGCCUUGCCCCAGCGGGUACCUUUAAUGUGAACGAGCCAGCAGAGUGGGGGCUCAGAGGAGGCAGUUGCUUUAAUGGAAGGAGAGGAUAAGGGUGGUGCCGAUGCCCAUCCAUCCAUCGUCCCCCAGUGUUGGUGGCGAGGCUGGACAAAAUACGAGGCAGAGCUCCAAGUGGCAAAGUCCCACUAAUAUGGACCAGAGAACUCCAGAGAGAGGAAGGAGGAGGGUGCACACAAAGAAUCAGACACAGGAACACAGCGCCUCUCCCCAGUUCUCAGCCAUUAUCAGACACUGCAGGGUAUUGGCAAUGAGCAACAUCUGACCUGUUGGGGGGUGAGGGGGCCUCCUGCUGUGGCACCUCUUCCCAUGUGUACAGGUGGUGGAAGGAUGAUCCUGCCAAAUGGGGGGAGAAGGGUCCUGUUGCGGUGCUGCUUAACAAGGAGAGACAGACCCAAAGGGCUGGUGCUCAUUGUGGAUGUUGCAUUUGAUCUGCCAAUAAAAUCUUGUUCAACUGUAA